UAAUGAAAUGAUUGUAAUUUCAUUUGUACAUUAAGAAAGAUCUCCUCCGGCGAAGGUGGAGUGACCCCGUUGGAUGACGAUGCUGGCAUUCUGUGUACUGCGUAUUUUUUUGUGGCGUGGAAGUGAAAAAAAUAUGGCGUUUCGAUCUUUUGCUGUUUGAAAAUACCGCCCAAAAAUUAAGCCCCCAAAAACAGAAUCCUAAUUGAGACUCUUUCUGAAGGUACAGAAAGGAAUACUAUAUUUAUGCGCUUUAUUUUCUGAUAUUUCUUACAAUGGGUUUUUUUGUCUGUUUUACCCGACGAGCUGCCAUAAUCAGAUGAUUAGGUUCUACCAGUGACGACCUUACGUUGUGAACUUUUCUUCUCCACGAACCUGAAUUAUUUUAAUUAAAUUAUUAAAUGAACGUAAUCGAUUCAUAUAUUAUUUUGCCUUAUUAUUAAAGGAGAAGAAAAAUACAUGCGCGAAUGUACUUUAAUAAUAAAAAUAAUGGGUGUAAUCGUUUUCAACGUUUUGCUUAUCUUUAUUAGUAUUACUAAUUAGCCAGCUGCUACUGCCCAUUAUUUUCAAUGGGUCAGGACAUCGCGCGGUAACAGCUGAAUAUCUAUUUGCAUAUGGUGAGAUUCCAUUUUUUGUUCCAACGGGGUCCUCGUAGUGCAAAUGAAUGUGUGUGUAUAUAUAUAUAUUACGUAAGUGGUAACAUUAUUUUAAUAAAUUUUAUUUCAUAUCAAGUUAAUAUAUGUCUUCAUUUUCUAUCAAUUUUAGUGUCUACGUAAUAAAAAUUACCUCGAUUGUACGUAAUUUCAGCUGUUCAGAUUUUCUUUGACAUUUUUAUUUACUUAAGUUUAAAUCAUUGCUUGGUGUUGGCUUUCCAUAGUAGGAAAACACCGGGUCACACUUACCCGGUACUUACUAACUUCAACUGGUCAUGUUUGUUAUUUAUUUUUCCUAUGCGAUUUCUUAGGCAUCGCGGUCAUCGUUCUUGCGGCUAAAGAACUGGACAGGAUGACUCCUUUUACUCUCUCUCUCUCUCUCUCUCUACCGUCCUUCGUUCGGCGUACACGCACGUAAAAUUUUGAUAGGUAUAGAAAUGAGGUAUAAGGCGAGUGUACGUAUAAUGACAGUCUCUAACUGUGUGUUCUCAUUUCAGAGCGUUUGUGUUUCAAGCUCUUUGACAAUUCAAAGUCCGAGUACAAGUUCCAAAGGGGAUGGCAGCCGUCGUUUUAGACGGUCACUUGACGGUUUCCUAGCCAUGUCGCGCAUCACAAUUCAGCAGCUAACGCAUGCGUUCUUCUUUGUUGUUCUUUUUUGUUUUUUCCCCAGAGUUUUUAACAGUUGAUUUUGCAGUGUGCAACCUGCCUGUGUCAUCAUCCUAUUCAAAUCACCCAGCCACCAACCAUCCAUCGACCGGUCCCCUAUACCCCCUUGUAUUCCUAAUCCAUAUAUAUAUACAUAUAUAUAUAUAUAUAUAUAUAUAUAUAUAUAGACUAAUAUAUAUAUAUAUAUUAGUCAUUUCCUACAAAAAAAUAUCGUUAAAAUACAUACAGAUUUACAAUUUGGCGGACAGCGGAUAUAAGAUCUCAAAGUUGUAUACUUAUUGUAUCAGUUAUAAUAGUAUGUAGAAACAGUCAACUGCCAUAUAUACAUAUAUAUAUAUGCUGUUGCGUAGAAACAUAGUUGGUCUAAGCCAGAAGAAAGACAUGUUAGCUCGCGGAAGGUAUCUCGUUCCCAAAUCUGUUAUUAUUUCGAAAAAACAGAGCUAGUAAAAGGCUCGGUACACAUCUCUUAUAAGAAAUAACUUGAACAUUAUCGAUGAAAACAUAACCAAUAGCCCACACAUUUUUUAUGCCACCAUCAUCACUACAGCCAUCAGCACAACCAGAUGUUCCCCUGUUUUGGUUAAAUCAGUUGACGCUGUGCGUGGCCCCCUUUACGUUGGUGCUCACGUGAUCAUAUGUUCGUUCUGUCACUCGUCGUCAGACGUACGGUCAAGAGGGAGUCUGUUAACACGGAUUCGGAUCAGGGGGUUAUCCUCAAUGCGAACACGAUCAAGAAGGAGAUAGUCGAUGAGGUCGAGGAUGGAAACGUUGAUGAAUUUAUCACUCGAUACAAUAGCUACCUCAAUUCAAUGCAAAGCGCGAAGGGAAAGUUGGAUCUUGGGCAAAUGAGUCGGCCGGGCACUCAGGUACCUACGGAUAAUCAGUGCCCCAUCUGUAAAAAGUCCUACUCAACGAAGCAUUCAAUGAGACGACAUAUGCUCAUGCAUAAACCCUUCAAUAGGAGGUUCGAGUGCGUGAUCUGUCAAAAAAUGUUCAAUUGGCCUGGAAACCUGCGCACACAUCUUCAGACUAUCCACCAGAUGCGACCAGAGGAUUUCGAGUUCAAAAACUACAAAUUCCCUGAGCCUGAAGAGAUUAUUAUGGAGGCCGAGGCAGCUGGUGGUAAUCAGUGAUCAGUGUUAUUAUGUCCCCCGCAAUCGGCUACAACAAUGAAUCUAACUGCUACCGUUGCUAUUGACGUAGCUGUGACUACAAAAUGCGGCUACUGAUAGGCAAGUACUCAUUGCGCGGUAAAAGGAAUCGAUGGGAUGCCCAGCCGCAGUAACACAAAUGCUCCGCAGAAACCCAAAGGAGAGACCAUUAGAAAACAUACGAAAAGCGCCAAACACCAACCGAAAUGCGAGAGAAUUGGCGGAAGCGAGACAAUGAGAGGAACAAAGUGAAGGCAGAAAACGCGGAAAGACAAGUUACACAUAUUGGAAUUGGUGUGCCACAAGGACGGGCGGCACAUUCACCAAGAGCGGUGUCAAGAUGAGAUAGUUGCUUCAGAACUUUGCCUUUAUAUAU
Messenger RNA from Varroa destructor (honeybee mite), 2843 nucleotides. RefSeq lists its product as uncharacterized. NCBI's taxonomy places the organism in Eukaryota, Metazoa, Arthropoda, Arachnida, Mesostigmata, Varroidae. The record is from RefSeq and is a predicted model, not a curated record.